GCGAUUGUCGCGUCUACACAGGAACGAACCGAUUCGGUUUUUACGGUCGGCGACCUGUCGUGGCGCAAAAGCCGACAAGUCGCGUGGUUGCUGCGGUAAUCCCAAACAGGAUCAAAGGCGAGUACCGUCGCCGCCGCGUUAAGGGAACGAAUAAACGAUCGGCACUGGGCAGCGACGACGGACAUGACGGAUGACAAAUCGACAACGGGGGGGAAAAAAAAUAAAUAAUAAAAAAAAAAUAAUCGUGACGGAGUCGUCGUCGACAACGAACAAUAGCCGAUAAGCGGCGACAGCCGACAAGUGGCGAUCAGACAUCAGCUGCUGCGGUCGGAACGCGCGCGCGGUCUCCGUCAGAACGUUAUCUGCUCGUUUCGCAGUAUGAGUAGAAGAGAGGAAAAAAAAUAACGACGACGGAACAAAACAAAAACAAUGCACCGCUGUCCGCCGCCGCCGCCUGUUACUCAAGGGCGCAUUUGAUAACAAUGCGAAAUCGUCUGCGUUCCUCUUGCACGGUUCCGUCGUCGGCGAAUCACACGGUGCCAGUCGGAAAAUCGUCGUUUGCCGCUGUCCAGAUCAACGACGGUCGACACCGACGGCCGCCAUCGCGAGGCGCAAACUGAAGUGCCUGUUAAAGCCGCCGCACCGGAGACGGACGCGCGCGCGUGUGUUACCGGUCGCCGCCGCCGCAGCGACAACGACAGCAGCAGCAGCAGCAGCAGCAGCAGCAACAACAGACUCGCGGCGGUCGCCAGCUAUUCCGGCGCCACACCCGUCCGACGGUGCGAUUCCCGUUCGCACGGCCCGACCUGACCCGUCCGCGGUGUCGUCCGUCCGGGAUACGCGCGUCCAUUGCCCACGACGUUCGAUUUGCCAGCCGUGCAGGUACCGUUCGCACGGAAUCGUUUGUGGACCGCAUCCAUCUGCUCGACGUCGUCCAUCGGUCCACGAGCCGACAGGGGAACGCACUGCCAAAACACAAGGAAUAUGCCUUCGGUAUGGGAUCCAAAGACCACUGUCAAUGGCCAAAAAAUGAAUCCAAUGUCCAGAUAUCACCAGGUCGCCAAUUGCGUUCACAUGUUUUUCAAUUAUGUCCAAAUUGUAAUCAACCAAUUCAAGGUAAGACUGGGCAGCAAAAUGUUUGUGUGUGUUUGUCUUCAACCCCAACUACAACCAGUGAUUCUUCUUUUGCUAACCAAUCAAAAAAAAGAAACAGAAAAUCUUUGCAAUUACCAGCCACGUGUAAACGUCAGCUGUUUGAUUUAUGUUAUGAACAGCCCGAAAGUACGGUGAGUGUAAGCGAUACCCAAAAGACAACAGUGUCUGAGAGUACAGAAAGUGGUGAAAGUUCAAGUACUUCUAUACAACAGUCACAACAACAUCAACAACAACAACAACAACAACAACAACAACAACAACAGCAACAACAGCAACAACUGGGAGUCAAUCAGAUGUUGAGAGGUCGACAUAUAUGUCAAGUCUGUUUUAAGUCAUUUACAAGUCCAUGUAAAUUGACACAGCAUUCUUAUUCACAUACUGGUGAAAAACCAUUUGUGUGCAAACAUUGUUCAAAAGCAUUUUCAUCAAAAUUUAAAUUAGUUCGUCAUGUAUUAAUACAUUCUGACCAACGUCAAUAUCAUUGUACAAUUUGUGAUCGAACUUUUCACAGAAAAGACCAUUUAAAAAAUCAUGCCAAAGUACAUAAUCCCAUUAAACGGACUUUACAAUGUGAUCGCCCUGGUUGUUCAAAAGAGUACAGUUCAGUGCUUAGUUACCGUAAACACAUAGCUGUACAUUCUGUAGAAGAAGGAUUUCUUGACUGCAAGAUUUGUAAUAAAGUAUUUGAAUCCAAAGAUGAGCUUAUGUACCAUUUGAAAAUACAUUCAGGAUCAAGGGUAAUAAAGACUCCAGCUGAUAAAAAAUAUCGAUGCAAUUUUUGCGAUCGUAGUUUUUACACUGGUAAAGAUGUUCGGCGACAUAUGGUAGUGCAUACUGGUCUGCGAGAUUUCCUUUGUCAAUUUUGUCCACAACGAUUUGGUCGCAAAGAUCAUCUUACUCGGCACAUAAAAAAGAGUCAUAACAUUAAUGCAAGUAAGAAAUCUAAACCCAAAAAACCAACUGAACUGUACAAAAGUAAAUCAGUUGAAGCAAUUUAUCUUGAAACAUGUGGUCAGCCAUAUAAAGUAGAAAGAAAAGUAGCAGAAACAGUAACUAGUGGAGAUUUCAUAAAACAAGAGAAUUCUUCGACAAUGUCGUCAGGAAUAGAAAUGUUUCAUUCUUCUAGUAUAACUAGUUUUAAUUAUAGUGAAAAUAGUAGUGAGACAGUUAUUCAAACUGUUGGAUCAUCCAGUGAAGUAAAUUUACCAGUUAUAAACUAUGAACCUCAAUCGUCAUAUCCAGUCGAUGAACUGAAAGUAUUUGAUACAACCUUGACCAACCAGCUAGCUGACAAUUAUGAAGAAUCAGCCAACCCUGAAAUGCCUGGAUUGUCUCAAUUAAUUACUAUGAUACCAUCUUCAACCCUAACUAAUAUUGAGCCUAAUCUUUCAGUACUAACAAGUCACGAAUCAACUAUUUUGCCUACUCAACAUGUAGUUGAACAUGAGCCGACACAACUUCAAGUUGGUGAAUACCUUACGUCUUCAUCAGAAAUACUGUCCGCUCUUUUACGACAAAAUUCUGAAACGGGUACUACACCAUUGCCAGGGUUCAAUCAGGUUUUUCAUCAACAACAAUAAUAGUUCCACUAAAAAAACAUUAUAUAUAUAUAUAAUUAUGUAUAUAUAUAUAUACAUAUUUUAAUACUUAUCUAGUCAGUCAUCCAUAGUAGUUCAUAUACAUUUACCUU
Messenger RNA from Melanaphis sacchari, 2845 nucleotides. RefSeq names its product zinc finger protein PLAG1-like. Gene Ontology annotation, cellular component: nucleus. Gene Ontology annotation, molecular function: RNA polymerase II cis-regulatory region sequence-specific DNA binding; DNA-binding transcription factor activity, RNA polymerase II-specific. The coding region runs from base 996 to 2735 and encodes 579 amino acids. The record is from RefSeq and is a predicted model, not a curated record. Lineage: Eukaryota; Metazoa; Arthropoda; Insecta; Hemiptera; Aphididae. The transcript is spliced from 2 exons. Gene Ontology annotation, biological process: regulation of transcription by RNA polymerase II.